Molecule: messenger RNA, 2021 nt
Organism: Antrostomus carolinensis (chuck-will's-widow)
Lineage: Eukaryota; Metazoa; Chordata; Aves; Caprimulgiformes; Caprimulgidae
Gene: FEM1B
Product: fem-1 homolog B
Exons: 2
Coding region: 352-1761 (469 amino acids)
Molecular function (GO): protein binding
Source: RefSeq, a predicted model, not a curated record
CACGGCGGGCAGCGCUCCACCCCGCUCAUCAUCGCCGCCCGCAACGGCCACACCAAGGUGGUCCGGCUGCUCCUGGAGCACUACCGCGUGCAGACCCAGCAGACCGGCACGGUCCGCUUCGACGGCUUCGUCAUUGAUGGAGCCACAGCUCUCUGGUGUGCAGCAGGAGCCGGCCACUUUGAAGUAGUCAAAUUGUUGGUGAGUCACGGAGCCAAUGUGAAUCACACCACAGUGACCAAUUCCACUCCUCUGAGGGCUGCGUGUUUCGAUGGCAGACUGGACAUUGUGAAAUACCUGGUAGAAAACAAUGCCAACAUCAGCAUUGCCAACAAAUACGACAACACCUGCCUGAUGAUCGCGGCUUACAAAGGUCACACGGACGUGGUGAGGUACCUCCUCGAGCAGCAUGCCGAUCCCAACGCCAAAGCCCACUGCGGUGCCACGGCCUUGCACUUCGCGGCUGAAGCUGGUCAUUUGGAAAUCGUGAGGGAAUUGGUCAAGUGGAAAGCGGCGAUGAUGGUCAACGGCCAUGGGAUGACUCCGCUGAAAGUCGCUGCCGAGAGCUGCAAGGCUGACGUGGUGGAGCUGCUGCUCGCUCACGCCGACUGUGAUCGGAGAAGCCGGAUUGAAGCUCUAGAACUUCUAGGUGCCUCGUUUGCAAACGAUAGAGAAAAUUAUGAUAUAAUGAAGACUUACCACUAUUUAUAUUUAGCCAUGCUGGAGAGGUACCGAGACAGCGAGAAUAUAAUUGAAAAAGAAGUUCUUCCACAAAUUGAAGCUUAUGGAAACAGGACUGAAUGCAGGACUCCUCAGGAAUUAGAGUCUAUUAGGCAGGACAGAGAUGCCCUUCACAUGGAAGGCCUCAUUGUACGAGAAAGAAUUCUGGGCUCGGACAAUAUUGAUGUUUCUCACCCCAUUAUUUACCGGGGGGCUGUUUAUGCAGAUAACAUGGAGUUUGAGCAGUGUAUCAAGCUAUGGCUCCAUGCGUUGCAUCUAAGGCAAAAAGGCAACAGGAACACUCAUAAAGACCUCCUGAGGUUUGCUCAAGUCUUUUCUCAGAUGAUACACUUAAACGAGCCCGUUAAAGCCAAGGACAUCGAGAGCGUCCUGAGGUGCAGCGUCUUGGAAAUAGAACAAGGUAUGUCCCGCAUCAAAACCACCCAAGACUCUGACAUGCACACAGCCAUGGACAACUACGAAUGCAACAUUUUCACCUUUCUCUACUUAGUCUGCAUCUCUACCAAGACCCAGUGCAGUGAAGAGGAUCAGUCACGAAUCAACAAACAGAUUUAUAACUUGAUUCACCUCGACCCCAGAACUCGGGAUGGCUCCAGUUUGCUGCAUCAUGCUGUCAAUUCCAGCACACCGGUUGAUGACUUCCACACGAAUGAUGUCUGCAGCUUUCCUAACGCACUGGUCACCAAACUCUUGCUAGAUUGUGGUGCUGACGUCAACGCUGUGGACAACGAAGGAAACAGUCCUCUCCACAUCAUUGUCCAGUAUCACAGGCCCAUCAGUGACUUCUUGACCUUGCAUUCCAUCAUCAUUAGCCUGGUGGAGGCUGGUGCUCAUACAGACAUGACGAAUAAGCAGAAGAAAACCCCUCUUGAUAAAAGUACAACAGGGGUGUCUGAAAUACUCCUAAAAACUCAAAUGAAGCUGAGUCUCAAGUGCCUGGCUGCCCGAGCAGUACGCAUCUAUAACAUCAACUACCAAAACCAGAUCCCCAGAACUCUGGAAGAAUUUGUGAAGUUUCAUUAGGCUACAUAAAAUCUUUCGUGGUGGUGCUAUCCCGGGAUGACAUCAAUGCAGACAGCAGAAUACAUCUGUAUACAUGGAGUUGUUUUUCCUCUGUUCUUUUUUUUUGGGGGAGGGGGAGGGAGGUUCCUCAGGAUUCAGUCUGCAGCCUCGGUUCUCAGGCAGAUCUUGAGAGGGGCAGGAAAAAAAACCAACCAAACAAAAAAAGCCACAUUGUUUUCCUGUAGUCAAAUCAGAUGUUUGAGAUUUUGGUCAUUUCUUUU